AAAAUGGUGUUGAAGAAUGGCACUGUGAAGACUGAAUUCAUUCUCUUGGGAUUUAGUGACCAUCCGGAACUUCAGAGUGUUCUUUUCAUUGUGUUUUUUGUCAUCUACACCAUUACCCUGAUGGGAAACCUUGGAAUGAUUUUAUUAAUCACAACUAGUUCCCACUUGCACACCCCGAUGUACUUUUUCCUCUGCUUGUUAUCCUUCAUAGAUGCUUGCUAUUCUUCUGUCAUUGCCCCCAAAUUACUUGCAGAUUUGGUUUCCCUUAAGAAAACCAUUUCUUACAAUGGUUGUGCUGCUCAGUUAUACUUUUUCUGCUCUUUAGUAGACACAGAAUCCUUUCUCUUAGCUGCCAUGGCUUAUGACCGGUACAUAGCAAUCUGCAACCCACUUCUCUAUACUGUUAUUAUGUCCAAGAGAAUUUGUGGGCAACUUGCAAUUGGAGCAUUUUUGGGGGGCACAAUAAGUUCCAUAAUUCAUACCACAAAUACCUUCCAUCUGUCUUUCUGUUCCAAAGAAAUCAACCAUUUCUUUUGUGAUAUCUCCCCGCUCUUCUCUCUGUCCUGCACUGACACUUACGUACAUGACAUUAUUCUGGUGGUCUUUGCUAGUUUGGUGGAAGCCAUAUGCCUCCUAACAGUUCUUCUCUCUUAUGUGUUCAUCAUAGUAGCUAUUCUUAAAACAAAUUCUGCUGAGGGCAGAAAAAAGGGGUUUUCCACUUGUGCUUCCCAUCUUAUUGUAGUUACAAUUUACCAUGGAACACUCAUCUUCAUUUAUUUGCGUCCCAGCACAGGUCAUUCACUGGAUAUUGACAAAGUCACUUCUGUGUUCUAUACACUGGUCAUACCCAUGUUGAACCCCCUAAUAUACAGUCUCAGGAACAAAGAUGUCAAAAAUGCCUUUCGAAGACUGAUUGGUCGGAAACUGCAUGAUUAG
Molecule: messenger RNA, 936 nt
Organism: Sorex araneus (European shrew)
Lineage: Eukaryota; Metazoa; Chordata; Mammalia; Eulipotyphla; Soricidae
Product: olfactory receptor 5I1-like
Exons: 1
Coding region: 4-936 (310 amino acids)
Biological process (GO): G protein-coupled receptor signaling pathway; sensory perception of smell
Cellular component (GO): membrane
Molecular function (GO): odorant binding; olfactory receptor activity; G protein-coupled receptor activity
Source: RefSeq, a predicted model, not a curated record